Molecule: messenger RNA, 1786 nt
Organism: Thlaspi arvense
Lineage: Eukaryota; Viridiplantae; Streptophyta; Magnoliopsida; Brassicales; Brassicaceae
Source: the annotation of a GenBank genome assembly
UGUGGCAUCAGAACAAGGAUCAAAGGAAUAUCCUUUCCCACCACCUUCCUUUGACUUCUCUAGCUAAAUCUACAGCGCGAUUCUCCGUUUGAUCCUUCUUCCGUUAAAUUUGAGAUUUUGCAACCCCCAUUAAAAUACACAUCUAAAUCUUCCUGUCCGAUCUCCAAAGUCAACUCCUUUUUUUUUUUUCUUUUUGUUUUACUUUCUGUUUUCCUCUUCAGCUCUAGAAAAACUCAAGGAAAAAAAAAAAACAUUUUUUGUAUAUCUUUAUAUAUAUAAGGGAUCCGAAUUGUCAAGGGAGGAGAUAAUUAUUAAGAUUUUGUGUAGAGAGAGCAAGGAAGCAAAUCGAUCAAUCGAAUGGAGAUUGAAGAAGCGAGUCGUGAAAGUGGGCAUGUUGUGUGCGGAUCAUGGAUUCGUCGCCCGAAGAAACUAAACUGGGCCAUUAUCGCCAGAGCUGCCAAACGCCGUGGCUCAUCUUCUCCGUCUCUCCUUCACAUCUUCUCUUUCGAUCCCAUCACUACUUCUCUCUCCUCCUCUCCCUUGGUGAAUUCUAGGUUGUUUCUUUGGAUUGGGAAAUUUUGGGGUUUUCAAGCUGUUUCUAUAGCAACACAUACGCUUAAGGAAAGUGAUGGUGAUCCUGUGGCAGUUACAGUACAUCCUGGUGGUGAUUAUUUUGUUUGCUCUACCUCCAAAGGUGGUUGCAAGCUGUUUGAGAUUGUCGGAGGAGCAACAGGUAUUACGAUCUUAGACAAAGAACUCCCUCCUCUCGAAAAUGCUGGACUACAAAAGUGUAUGGCCUUCAGCUUUGAUGGGUCUAAAUUAGCUGUUGGGGGUGUGGAUGGGUGUCUCAGAAUUAUGGAGUGGCCAAGCCUUCGUGUAAUUUUGGAUGAGCCAAAGGCACACAAAUCCAUCCGGGAUAUGGAUUUCAGUCUUGACUCAGAGUUCUUAGCCACAACAUCAACUGAUGGAUCAGCUAGAAUAUGGAAAGCAGAAGAUGGUUUUCCUUUGUCUACUUUGGAACGUAGUGGGGAUGAAAACAUUGAGCUGUGCCGUUUCUCUAAAGAUGGAACCAAACCCUUUUUGUUUUGUGCUGCUCAAAGAGGUAAUACGCCCGUGGUCAAUGUUUAUGACAUUAGCUCAUGGAAGAAGCUUGGGUUCAAGAAGCUGUCAAAGAAGACUGCAUCAACAAUGGCAGUGAGCUUGGAUGGCAAAUAUAUUGCUUUGGGUGGGAAAGACGGAGAUGUAUCUGUCGCUGAAGUGAAGACUAUGGAAAUCUACCACUACAGCAAGAGGCUACAUCUUGGCCAAUCCAUUGCUUCACUUGAGUUCUGCCCUAGUGAAAGGGUUAUGCUGACAACUUCGAGCGAAUGGGGUGAGAUGGUGACUAAACUCAGUGUGCCAAAGGAGUGGAAAGAGUGGCAGAUUUACGCAUUGCUGUUUUGCUUGUUCAUGGCAUCAGUCAUAGCUGCAUACGUUUUCUUCGAGAACUCGGAUUCGUUUUGGAAGUUACCAAUGGGGAAAGAUCAAAGAAGACCAAAGAUUAGUCUUUUUGGAGAUUCCUCCACUCCUACUGAGGAUCAUAAUAGGUGGAACUUGGACCUAUAGAACCAUUAUGUAAAUCCACGACUGUUUUUUUUUCCCUAAAACUUUGUUGCUUGUUUUUUUUUUAAUCUCUUCUCUGUUUUUCCUCGCUCUCACUAUUAUUUUGAUUUUGUCUGACAAUGAACUACUCUUUUGAUUCCGGAGUUGAAAAAAUUCGCUUUGCUGUUUCGGCGUCGUUUGCACA